UAAAGUUUUGUCUCCACCCUCGCGGCGGGGGCAGUGGCUCUGGUUGCGGGCAUCUCCGCUUAGUGAGCGCUGGGGCUCGGGGAUGUGAGGGAGCGGUGGGUGCCACAGCUCGCCUUACGGUCAAGUCAGAAGAUACUUAAUAGUUCAGUGAGGAAUGGAGAAGGACACAGUGUAACUAGAAGUGAGAUGUUAUCUUGAAGCUACCCACAGGACUGUAGUAAAGCCAAGUAAUCCCACAACCAUGGAUCAGAUUGCAUCACUGUUGGCCUGCCAUAUAUAGUCAUUAAUGAUGGUGAACAAUUAAACAACUAAUAGAAGGAUAAAGGCAUCAAGAACAAAGUCAAAGAAAGACAGCUUGGUCAUGGUCACCAUUAACCAGCCUCGAAUGUGAAUGGUAUUUGAAUGCGACUUCAGUCUGCUGCUGCUAAAGUGGGACCAGCUUUCAUCAUAAGCUGUCCUCUGAAACCAGUGGAUUACAUUGAAAUGGAAAACAAAAAGGAGCCUCCUUCCUUUAAUGAGGACAAUUCUCGGCCUAUAAGCUAUAAAUUCCCUUUUUACGAGACAAUGGAGCUUUUCAUUGAAACACUCACGGGGACUUGUUUUGAACUCAGAGUGUCAUCUUUUGAGACUGUGAUUUCUGUGAAGGCCAAAAUUCAAAGACUAGAAGGUAUUCCCAUUGCACAGCAACAUCUCAUCUGGAACAACUUGGAACUUGAAGAUGAAUACUGUUUACAGGACUAUAAUAUAUCAGAAGGUUGUACUCUUAAAUUGGUGCUUGCCAUGAGAGGGGGACCUAUUAAUACCAGAAGGGUUCCAGUGGAAGAUCCGACAAGAGAUAUGGCUGAGUACAUGGAGACCAGUCGAGAUGACAUCUGGGAUAAGAUUCCUUCUAACAAGCAAGUGACCUUUCUAGUAUAUCGUGAAGGGGACCAGUUAAAUUUCUUUCGAGUUGUAGAUCGUGGGGAUGGCACUUUAACACCACUCUCCGAAUCCCUGAGUGGAGGCUCAAUGUUCAACUUUUACGCUGACGAUGAAGAUGAAUCUGAGGAGUCUCCAUCUGGACAGCAGAUAUUAGAAAAUUCAAUCACUAUGAACAAAAUGAAACUUCUGAAGGCAAAGAUGGAAAAUAUGAACCUCAGUAAGAAGCCCAAGAAAAUUGCCAAGGUGAAGCCAAGGCCCCCCACGGCACCCAGACCAACGAGUAGUUCAAUUACUGCAGCUCGUCAUCGCCUUUUCCGUGUUCUCCCUCACAACACGCUGCCCCUCAAUCAUACACUGUAUCUACCUCCUGUUGAUCAGCAUCCAGCUUUUUCCUACCAAAAUGUGUUGAGUCCCAAUUUUGCUUCUGGUAUCAGCUUGGCUCCAUCAUCUUCCAGCGGUUUCCUGUUGAAGGACGAUGAAAUUGCCGACCUGACUCCUUUGCUUCAGAGUGCUAUUCCAUCACCAGGCAGAAUUCUGCAGGAAGAAUUGAAAACCCCGCGGCAGCAAAUGCUUCCUUCACUUGCUCCUCAGGACUAUAGGGAUGCUCCAACAAUUUGUACAGAUUUUGUAACGGACUGUACAGCAGGUGGCUCAGGACUAAAAUCCACAGAUAAUGAAGUGACUCUUUCAGAAGAAAGAAGAGUACCUGACGAUUCUGCAAACGACCUUGCCUUGUCCAUAGAUGCUGAUCGUGCAGAAGAGGCCAAGUUACUGAAUGAAAUUGAACUUAAAACCUCCCUCAGUGAACAGGCCAAGGAAGAGUCUAAGGCUCCAGAAAAUGAUGUUAUGGAACCAAAUAUUAUUCGACCCAUUUUUCCAAAUCCACUAGGAUGUGUUCCAAUGGAAUCUGGGAAAUCAAGUUUUGCUGAGUUACUUCCAAAAGAUAAAGUAAUGCCACCCACCAGAUAUCCUGCAGCAGUCACUCAUAAUUCCUUAAUUACUCUUGCAUCUCAAAGACCCCAGAAGACUUUUGACAUAAAUAACGUAACAUCUCCUGUUUCACAACAGCUGCUACACUUGUUUCGGGAUGGUGAUAGUUUCCCUAGUGUUUCCCUGUCAAGGGGAAGCAGGUUUCGAGGAUUUAAACUAGAUUCUCCUGGAAAGAAAACUGAUAACAUUUCUCAAACUGAGAUGACUGAGAUGGUAAACAAAGCAAUGAUGGAGCCUUUGGACUCUACAAAAAAUCUUGGCACAUUUGCUUCGCUGGCUCGAAGCACGUCCAGAGAGAGUGUGCAGAGUAAUUGUGGGGCAGGCAGACAGUGGCUGUCUGGUAUUGCACUACCGGCUAGCAUUCAGAAUUUUCAGGAAGAGAUCUUUGGAGGCAUUGCAUCACCAGAUCGUUCUUCAAAUGCAUUUGCUUCUCCCCUUGGACUUUGUGCAACUGGCAGACCAACAACAAUGGGAAGGAGAAUAGGUACAUCAGACACCCCUGCACAUCAUUUUCCACCAGUAAAGGCUCCAACCCAGACAAAAAAGAAAACUACGAAGCACUGCUUUCUUUGUGGGAAGAAAACUGGAUUGGCGACCAGCUACGAGUGCAGGUGUGGAAACAAUUUUUGCGCAACUCAUCGCUAUGCCGAGACUCAUGAAUGUACAUAUGACUACAAGACUGUGGGAAGAAAAUAUUUGCAAGAGACCAACCCUGUCAUUAGUGCACCAAAGCUUCCAAAAAUCUGAUCCACGUAGUUUUGUGCAACCUGUCAGACUGUGCUGAAAGAACUAAAUAUUUAACCAUUUUGCGUAAUUUUGACAUUGGUCUUGGAAAGACAAAAUUGCCAAUCAGAAGCACAUAAUUGAUGCUUGGUAUUUAUGUAUUAUGUAAACACUAUUGUGGGUUUUUAGUUUGCAUAAUUCUUUUAGUAAAUUGUCAGUGUGGAAAAAGAAAUGAAAUUUCCCGAAGAUUUGCGCUGUGGGUUUGGUUUCGAAUGAAUGCAGAUGUUUUUGUUAAUUUUGUAUUUGGUGCAGAUAAUGCUUCACUAGCAAAUCUUGCAAGAAUGCACUUUAUUAAAAUCCUGUCACUACUGUUUGACUGAAAUAAAUCCCAAGGGAGGACUUUUUUUUGAAAAAGAUGGCAUGUGCAUUAGAUCUUUGUAAUAUAACAUUUUAAGUACGUGUCUAUUUUAACAUUGCAAGUUCUUGUUAAAGGUAUAUUUAUUUCAUGCUGAAAAAUUUGCGCCUCUGCUGCUUCUACAGAUGUUGACACCAUUGAUAGCUGGAUUCAGUGACAACUGUACUUGGCUCCCAUACUGGGUUGGUUGUGCAAUAUCUCUUCAGUUGUUUAAAAAAAAAUUCAAGUUUUAUGCACUGUAUAAAGAUUAUUGAUCACCUUACUGGAAACAUGUUCUGAGGUAAUUUUAAAAUUUGUUGUUCUGUCUUUAUGACUGGUCCUCAGAAAUUAUUCUCUGCCUAACUCUGCUUCUGUUACAUAUCUCACGUUUUGGCAAAGUGAAUCUUUUUUGUAAUCUCAGUUUUUUAAAUACAAGACUACACAUUUGUUUUUUUUUGCAAAUAAAAGUUAUUGCUGUUAACAAGAUUUGAAUAAAAAUUGAAUAAUUUGCACCUAUGAUUUUUCUAAUGUGCAGACAGCAUCUAGCCAAUAUUAAACUAAUUUAUAUUGAAACAAUGGUAUUUUGCAUUUGUACUGUAAUAGUAUCUUGUACUCUAUUUAAUUGCUUGAUCAGUCCACCCUAUUUAUAAUUGAACUCUGCAGGCGGGAGGUAAUCACCAGAGGUUUGUAGUUUUUGCCCUCCUGUAAUGAAAUCCGUAACUGGUUCAAGAAGGAGGCGGUUAAUGUGUGACCUAUUAUUCUUUAAAUUUGGCCUUUAGAUCUUGGUGUCAUUUAAAAUUGCUGUGAUAACAAUAUUAUUUCAACACGUGUACAAUUUUGUAAGUUGUAUUUGUAGUGCCUUUUUAUCAAUUUUAAUGUUAUCCUGAGCAUUAUAUUCAUAGCGUGAAAUAAUAUUUGCAUUAAACAGGGAUGUUUUGUGUUUAA
Messenger RNA from Hypanus sabinus (Atlantic stingray), 3973 nucleotides. RefSeq names its product zinc finger, AN1-type domain 4 (gene zfand4). The coding region runs from base 403 to 2658 and encodes 751 amino acids. Lineage: Eukaryota; Metazoa; Chordata; Chondrichthyes; Myliobatiformes; Dasyatidae. The record is from RefSeq and is a predicted model, not a curated record. Gene Ontology annotation, molecular function: protein binding; zinc ion binding. The transcript has 11 exons.